Messenger RNA from Fonsecaea erecta, 1884 nucleotides. RefSeq lists its product as hypothetical. Bases 1 to 1884 code for a protein of 627 amino acids. Gene Ontology annotation, molecular function: L-amino acid transmembrane transporter activity. The record is from RefSeq and is a predicted model, not a curated record. Gene Ontology annotation, biological process: amino acid transmembrane transport. The transcript has a single exon. Gene Ontology annotation, cellular component: membrane. NCBI's taxonomy places the organism in Eukaryota, Fungi, Ascomycota, Eurotiomycetes, Chaetothyriales, Herpotrichiellaceae.
AUGUCACCACCAUCCCCUGGCUUCUCCGAACUCCAGAAGCCGCUUCGUUUCCAGGGUAGAGAUUCUCUGGAACUUGCCUCUCUGGCCGACUCCGAGCACGAUGAACUGCCCACGUCCGAGGAAUCCUCACGUUCCGGCAUUUCCUCCUCCCGACGACUCUCCCUCGAGAAUGAAGAUCCCCUAGACAGUGCGAACCCUGCCUCAACUCGUGGCAAUGCUCAUGGGCGCUCCUACUCCGUCUCGUCCGCCUUUGACUUCACCCCUGCGCUGUUCCCGCUGUCUUCGACUGCCGGAGGAGGAUAUACGGCGCUCGGCAAUCCGUCGGCGGUGUCGCUAUCUCUCGAAAGACGCGGGGCGUUGCAAAAUCUGGAAAAGAACAAAACCUUGACAUACCUCAAUGGGCUCUCGCUAGUGGUCGGGUUGAUCAUAGGUUCUGGGAUUUUUUCUUCACCAGCACAGGUGAAUUCGCAUGUGGGAUCCCCGGGCGCAGCACUGUUGGUGUGGACAAUUUCCGGCCUUCUUGCUUGGACAGGCGCGGCCUCGUACGCCGAAUUGGGGGGCGCGAUACCACUCAAUGGAGGUGCUCAGGUUUAUCUAGCCAAGAUCUUUGGCGAGGUGGUGGGAUUCCUGUUCACUUGGUCGGCUAUCCUUGUCCUCAAACCCGGCGGAGCAGCCAUCAUCGCCAUCAUAUUUGGCGAAUAUGUUGUCCGGGCAGCAAUUGGGGCCGAGGUCGAAGAUGUCAAUCCAUGGAUCAACAAAAUCCCCGCCUUGGGAGCGCUCGCGCUGGUCACACUCUUCAACUGCGUCUCGACACGCUUCGCUGCGCGGCUGGGGGAUCUGUUCAUGUUCUUCAAAUUCGUUGCCCUCGUGGCCGUGACCAUCAUCGGCAUCGUUGUAGCCGUGACCGGCCUCUCCUUCAACGGCCCUGCCAACAAGGACUGGCGAGACCACAACUGGUUCGAAAACACGUCGACCGACAUUUCCAGUUGGGCCGUUGCGCUCUACGCCGGGCUCUGGGCAUUCGACGGAUGGGAUAACACCAACUACGUGACCGGCGAGUUUAAAAAUCCCGCACGCGACCUUCCAAGAGUCCUCCAUACAGCCAUGCCUGCUGUUAUUGUAUGCUAUCUCCUCGCCAAUAUCGCAUACAUCUUCGUCCUGCCAUUAGAGACGAUCAACAAGUCCAACACUGUUGCCGUUCAGUUUGGAAGUAAGGUCUUCGGCCCUAUUGGAGGGCUCAUCCUGGCGCUGAUCGUGAGCGCAUCUUGCUUUGGCGCAUUGAAUGCCACGACUUUCACCUCUGGCCGCUUGGUCUACGUGGCUGGGCGAGAGGGCUAUUUACCCUCCGUGUUCGGGAAGAUUGGGUUUGGCACCUCCUCUGGUCCGGAAACGCCUGUGUCGUUGACCAAAACUCGCCAAAGAUCAUGGUUAUCCAAAACCCUCGCUCGCGUAUUCGGAGAUGAAUCCAUCGGUUUGGGAUAUACACCUGUGAACGCAAUGCUGCUCAACAUGCUCCUAUGUAUGAUAUAUAUUAUCCUGGGCGAGUUCAAAACACUCCUUACAUUCUACGGCGUCGCUGGAUAUGCAUUCUACUUCCUAACUGUCCUGGGACUUAUUGUUCUGCGGAUACGCGAGCCCAGACUGGAAAGACCCUACCGCACCUUCAUCACUACUCCCAUCAUUUUCUGCUGCGUCUCUUUGUUCCUGGUCAGUCGAGCGGUGGUGGCGCAGCCUGUGCAGACGGUAAUCGUCAUUGUAUUUGUGGUCAGCGGUUUGCCGGUGUAUUAUUGGCGGAUUGCGAGGCGAGAGGAGUCUGGGAGACAGGGGCACCGGGGCAUGGGCAAGAGGGAAGGACGGUUCUGGCGGAGAUGGGGUCGGUCGUGA